AUUGAAGAGUUACAGCGACAGCUGUCAGUGGAGAGGACGCGGGCGGAUGAAGAGAAGCAGAAGCUGGCAGAGACAUACAAGACGCAGAUGUCCAGCCUGGAGGAGAAAUGCGCUCAGAAAACUCAGCAAAUGCAGAUCAUUCAGGCAGAGUUCAGGAUGAUGAAGGAGUUCCGCAGACGUAAAGCGGAUUUGGAGAAGGAGCUGGACGAGAUUGAAGAGUUACAGCGACAGCUGUCAGUGGAGAGGACGCGGGCGGAUGAAGAGAAGCAGAAGCUGGCAGAGACAUACAAGACGCAGAUGUCCAGCCUGGAGGAGAAAUGCGCUCAGAAAACUCAGCAAAUGCAGAUCAUUCAGGCAGAGUUCAGGAUGAUGAAGGAGUUCCGCAGACGUAAAGCGGAUUUGGAGAAGGAGCUGGACGAGAUGAAGGAGAGCCUGCGGAUAGGUAGCCGGGAGCAUAAAGAGUCGCUGGCGGCCAUGGAGAGGCGCUUCUUUCAGGACAAGCAACGCCUGGAGAAGGAGGCAGAGAAGAAAAUUGUAAUGCUGGCAGAAAAAGCUCAUAAUGAGGCCAUCGUGCAGCUGGAUGAUGCAGGAAGAUCCAUCUUCAAGGAGAACGUUCGCCUGAAAGAGGCCAUCUCUUAUCAUGUACGUGAGGCAUACAGUUUGCAGAAGGCCAUCACACAACUGAAGGAGGAAAAGGAGCGUCUUCUGCAGGAGAAGGAAACCAAUGAAAAGUUGGUUCAGGAAAAAGUUCUGGAAGUGUUCCAUAAAAACGCCCAGAUCCAGGAAUUACAGAGGACUGUGCGGACAAUGGAGCAUGCCGAGCAGAGGAGGCUGGAGAUAGAGGACGGCAUGCAGAAGAAUCAGCUCCAGAUACAAGGAGUAGACCAGACAGGAAGUGCAGAGCUGCAGAAGCUCCACAAGCUCCUGGAGAUGAAGGAUCGGGAGAUGAGCCGGGUUAAGAAGCUGGCCCACAAUAUCCUACAGGAGAGGACAGAGGUGGAACGCUUCUUACUGGAAGCCCUGCAGCAGGUGAAGCAGGAAAUCAAAUCCAGCCGAAUGUGUUAUCAGAAGAUGGCGCAGGCAGCAUACAACAGCCGGAUGAUGCAAGCGGCGGCAGGAACAGAGCAUUACCCUAAAAUCAGAACCUUCCAUAACAAGGACCACAGUACCAACGAUGUCAGCCAAGAUCUCCGAGAGGCCGAGAAAUGGUCUUAUAUAGAGAGCGGGAAAGUUGACGUUGCAGAUCUAACCUGGGAGCAGAAGGAGAAGGUCCUGAGACUUUUGUUUGCGAAGAUGAACGGUUCUGUCGUCAGGAACAAGGUGCGCGCUGUACAAGCCGUAGUGUCUUCUACAAAUAGAGAACUUCAUUCCAGAAAAGCUGACAUUCUACACCGGUCCUGUGACUGCUCCAUGGACACAGCCAGCAAUCAUUUCCCUUUCAGCACCCAGGCGGCCCUGACAGCCCUAAACUACCCCAAACCCAAAACAAAAGUCCACGUUCCUGUUCUGGCAGAAUUCUGGAACUUUCCGUCCAUAUCACGAAUGGAAGCGUUUGCUUUUAUUGGCAGGGCAUGA
Messenger RNA from Nanorana parkeri, 1575 nucleotides. It is a transcript of the gene BBOF1, whose product is annotated as basal body orientation factor 1. The annotation marks the transcript as partial. The record is from RefSeq and is a predicted model, not a curated record. The transcript is spliced from 11 exons. NCBI's taxonomy places the organism in Eukaryota, Metazoa, Chordata, Amphibia, Anura, Dicroglossidae.